Messenger RNA from Naegleria lovaniensis, 987 nucleotides. RefSeq lists its product as uncharacterized. The transcript has a single exon. Bases 1 to 987 code for a protein of 328 amino acids. The record is from RefSeq and is a predicted model, not a curated record. Lineage: Eukaryota; Heterolobosea; Eutetramitea; Acrasida; Naegleriidae.
AUGCUGUCCUCAGAAAAUAGAAAGCUCAUGGAUUCACUACGAACAAUUGAAGACGAAGCCAACAGAUCAAAAGACCAAAUUAAAUCAUCCAACGACCAAAUAUCUCAGCAGGCUCUAACAAUAUCUUCAUUAGAGAAAAGUAAGGAAGAACUUACAAGCAAAAUCACAGAGCUAGAAAAUACAAUAGCAAAGCAAACUAAGGAAAUCCAAACAAAAUCAAAGCAAAUCAGGCAUCAAGAGAAAGAUCUUUUGAAUUUUGUUAAGGAAUUUGACCAAACAAAACAACAGUUUUCUACAUUUAUUGAAAAAUACGAAAAGAUGAUUGAGAAAUUGGAAAAGUACAAAAAGUUGAAGCACAAGCUCGUGGAGAAAAUAUCGUUAUUAACAAAGGAGGUUGAUCGAUUGAAAGAUGAGAAUAAGUCGUUAAACAUGGACGAGCUACCGACUGCCACAGGGAAAAGAUCGUCAUCAGGUCGAGGGGAAACAAAAGAAUCUUCUUCUUGCGUGGAAUCCAGAUACCAUACUCCGAGUAGCUCUACCCAACAAACAUCUAAGAGAAGCUCGUCAGUUGGGAGACAAUCUACUCGCUCAUCUCCAACCACAAACUUAAACAGUGCGACACCCAAUGUAAUAACGAACAUGAGUAACAUGUCCUCACCCCAAACCAUGCCCUCCAGUAACAAAAAAUCGCCGGCACUUUCCCAUUCUUCUUCUAGCUCAGUAAAAACACCCAAGCAACCCGUGAAAGAGCCCUCUUUGAAAGAUGGCAGUACUCAAGCUGUAUUUGAGACAGAUGAAGAAACAGACGGUGAACCGCUUUCCCACUCUCAAGGUGUACCUUUCUUUAAGAACCCCACAUAUCUGAGGAAAAAGUUGAUAACCGAACGAAAACGAGUGGAGCUCAAAAACUUUGAAAUUGCUGGUUUAAAAGAGCUACUUGCAACAGCCAUCAAAACAUCGCACACAAAUAAAAACGAAAAUCAGUAG